Molecule: messenger RNA, 1413 nt
Organism: Diuraphis noxia (Russian wheat aphid)
Lineage: Eukaryota; Metazoa; Arthropoda; Insecta; Hemiptera; Aphididae
Source: RefSeq, a predicted model, not a curated record
AUGGAAAAUAGCGGCGCUAAAUUUUCACCCCGUCCAAAUAAGUCAAACCAGUUCUGCUCAGUAUUUGGGUGCAAUUCACGAUCCAGGCGAAAUCCAGAAUUAAGAUUUCAUAGUUUCCCUAAUGAAUGUGAACAUACUAGAAGAACACAAUGGGAACAUAAUCUUAGAAUUGGAAAGAAAUUAACUAAUUAUAUGAUGGUUUGUUCAUUACAUUUCAACCGUGAAGACUAUAUAUUACCAGAUACACAUUCAACAAAACGGUAUUUAAAGAAAACUGCAGUUCCUACGUGUAAUCUGCCAACACUAUCUACAUGCAAAGUAAUCAGUUCUAAAGAAAAAGAACAAAAUAAUUCAAGACUAUUAAGGUUUGCAAAAAGAGCAAAUUGUCAAUUAAAAUUUGAAGAUUGUCAAAAUGAUGAUAUAAAUAUUAUUCAUGAAACUUUACCAAAUACUCCAGUGGACGAACAUCUUGAUCUACCAACAACUAGUGAUGUGUCAGUCCAAGUUACUAGUGGUGACAUAAAACUGAACAUUUUAACUUUAAUGGACACUGAGCAAAAGCUAAGUACAUUAACAGGUAUUUCCUCUUAUCAACUUCUUGAUAGCUUAGUUGAAAGUAUGCAACUUACAAAUCUAGUUUCCAGUGGUAAUCAAAAUAUUAUUUCCCUUAAAGAAAGAAUUGUAAUGACAUUUAUGAAAUUGAAACAAAAUAUAUCCUAUUCAGUUUUAGCUAUAUUUUUUGAUUGUUCUAAUGAUAAAUGCAAGCGAAUUAUAUUAAAUACUAUUGAUAUUUUAUCACUUAUUUUGAAACCAAUCAUUUCUUGGUCAUCUAGAACUGAAAUAAAAUGCAAUAUUCCAACAUGCUUCAGAAAGUUCUCAGAUACUAGAAUUGUUAUAGACUGCAUUGAAAUUCCAUUAAUGAUACCUAAAAAUUUAACUGGAUCUAUAAUAACUUAUUCACAAUAUAAAUCAACUUACACCGCUAAAUUUAUGACAGGCAUAACACCUAGUGGAACUUUAUCUUUUAUAACUCCUGCAUAUGGUGGCCGAACAUCAGACAAAUUUAUAUUUGAAUACAGCAAACUAAUUGAUAAAUUAGAGAAUGGAGAUGCAAUUAUGUGUGACAAGGGAUUCCUUAUUCACAAUAUUUGUGCUCAAAGGCACAUAAAACUUUACAGACCACMUUUUUUGAAAGGAAAUAAACAGUUGAGUAAAGAUGAAUCACUUAUGAAUGUCGAUAUAGCUAGCGCAAGAGUUCAUAUAGAGAGAGUAAACCAGAGAAUAAAAGUUUUUAAUGUUUUCCAAAAAUAUCCCUCUAGUCUACUCUCUAGAUUAGAUGCUUCAUUUACAGUAUUAUGUGUAAUUGUAAAUUUAAGCCAUCCAAUUCUUGCAAAUGAUAAAUUUGUUACCUAA